Molecule: messenger RNA, 3340 nt
Organism: Taeniopygia guttata (zebra finch)
Lineage: Eukaryota; Metazoa; Chordata; Aves; Passeriformes; Estrildidae
Gene: ACTA2
Product: actin alpha 2, smooth muscle
Source: RefSeq, a predicted model, not a curated record
UGGGAGGAGAAGAGCUGAAAGGGCUAUAAAACCUCUGAGGUUUGAGAUACGGAGUGUACCACCCUAGAGCAGCCAUCCUCAGCCAAGCGCUGUCAGGGGCUGUUUUCUGUCGGGAAGGCCAGCAGGCACUGCUGUAGAAGAUGUGUGAGGAAGAGGACAGCACUGCCCUUGUUUGUGACAACGGGUCGGGGCUCUGUAAAGCCGGCUUCGCUGGAGACGAUGCUCCCAGAGCAGUUUUCCCGUCCAUUGUGGGUCGUCCCAGGCACCAGGGUGUGAUGGUUGGUAUGGGUCAAAAAGACAGCUAUGUGGGUGAUGAGGCUCAAAGCAAGAGAGGAAUCCUGACCCUGAAAUACCCCAUAGAGCACGGCAUCAUUACAAACUGGGACGACAUGGAGAAGAUCUGGCAUCAUUCUUUCUACAAUGAGCUCCGGGUCGCACCUGAAGAGCACCCGACUCUGCUGACCGAAGCACCGCUGAAUCCCAAAGCCAACCGAGAGAAAAUGACACAGAUUAUGUUCGAGACGUUCAAUGUGCCAGCCAUGUAUGUAGCUAUUCAAGCUGUGCUGUCCCUCUAUGCCUCUGGACGUACCACAGGGAUCGUGCUUGACUCUGGGGACGGUGUCACCCACAACGUGCCGAUCUAUGAAGGCUACGCCCUGCCACACGCCAUCAUGCGCCUGGACCUGGCUGGCCGGGACCUGACCGACUACCUCAUGAAAAUCCUGACGGAGCGGGGAUACUCCUUCGUGACCACUGCGGAGCGUGAAAUUGUCCGUGACAUCAAGGAAAAGCUCUGUUACGUGGCCCUGGACUUUGAAAAUGAGAUGGCCACUGCUGCAUCUUCCUCCUCUCUGGAAAAAAGCUAUGAGCUUCCUGAUGGUCAGGUGAUCACCAUUGGAAAUGAACGCUUUCGCUGCCCAGAGACCCUCUUCCAGCCUUCUUUCAUUGGUAUGGAGUCUGCUGGCAUUCAUGAAACCACUUACAACAGCAUCAUGAAAUGUGACAUAGACAUCAGAAAGGAUCUUUAUGCCAACAAUGUGCUGUCUGGAGGCACCACCAUGUACCCGGGUAUUGCAGACAGGAUGCAGAAGGAAAUCACUGCUCUGGCUCCUAGCACCAUGAAGAUCAAGAUCAUUGCUCCUCCUGAACGCAAGUACUCAGUCUGGAUUGGAGGCUCUAUUCUUGCUUCCCUCUCUACUUUCCAGCAGAUGUGGAUCAGCAAACAGGAAUACGAUGAAGCUGGCCCAUCCAUUGUUCACCGCAAAUGCUUUUAAAUUGCUUUUUCUUUAUAUGUCUCCUUAGUGUGAAUGUAUUCAGGAAAGUACAUUCUUAUAAUUUCAUUCCAUAAAUCCUUCAUCAUAAUUAAUCUAAUUAAUUGGAUACUGUGUAGUUCUUAAAAUAAAUUUUAAAUAUGCUAUGAAAUUGCUGCUCCUAUUUAAAACAAAAGCAAAAGCCAGGCUGUGAGUGUGUGGAGAUGCCAUUACAGCUGGCUUGAAGCUCCAUCUUGUGACAUGAAUUUAUUAUUACACUCUACUGGGCUUAACAAAAAUGGUGGUACCUUUAGCUCGAUGAUACCAAUGCUAGAAGAUGCUCACCUGUCAGGCUGCAUAUUCUCAAAGUUUAGCCUCAGAAAACUUUUUAAUGUGCAGACAGAACCAGUCGUGGUUCUUACAAAGUUCUUGGCAGUACCAAAGGAGCACAGCAUCUGUUCAAUAUCAGGAUGAGCAUGGGCAUGCUGCUUUGUAUCUGCUCUAUACAGAAAUAUUAUCUAUCCACAUCACUUCUUACUUCACAGCUGUCAUGCUGGAAAAGCUAAUUUCUCACAGUGUAUGGCCCAGGGGUGUAUGAUAUGUACCCCAACAAUCCUGUGUUUUCUUUAAAGAAAAAAACCUGUUCCUUUGGGAGCAUAUCUAAACACUAGGUAAACAUAUGGCUUUCCUAUUGUAUGCCCUCAGGAUGAGUGCAGCCUAUUAUUUUUAUUUUGUGAUUUCUAGCAAGAUAUAAAGGAUAAUUAAGCUGGCUUAAUAUACUUUUUCUUCAGAACUUUUUUUUUUGAAAGGGGGGGGGGAGUAAUGUGUUCAAAGCAGCUAAAAUAAUUUAGAAAAUUUUAUUUUCCUGUGAUUUUUCUGAUUCCAUUUAUAAUCUUCAACACAUCAGCUAGAAGUAUAUGCUUAGAAGCUGAAGCCAAUAAUACUGUCUUAGAAGUAUAUAUAUAUAUAUGAAUAAAGAAUUAACUGAGACAGGCCUGGAAAAGGUCACUUCUAAGGAACUUGCUGCAAUCUAUUUUCAUUAGAGUCCAGGAUAAAGGAUGCUAUUUAUUUUCAUUAACCUAUUUUCCUCUCUCAACUCAAUAGUUUACCUCACUUGCCUGUUACUUGUUACCUUUCAAACUGUAAGCUCUUUGCAACAGCACCUGUUAUUUACCAUGUCUUCAUAACCCUGGGGUUCCACAUCUUGUCCAGCUCCCGACUGUUAGCACAUGUUGCAAACCUCUUUGUACUAACCUUAUUAUUUAAAGCAUAAGUGAUCUAGGUUCUUGGAACAGUGACUAAAUAAACUCUUGUAAAAGUAAACAACUUUGUAUGGUUCUUCCUUCUAACUCUGUCUAGAUCUUUUUAUCUAACUCUAGAUAGAUUGAGGAAAUCCUUUUCAGGAUAAGAAGUGCCUUGCAGUUUAAAGUCUCUACUGGCAGGUUGCUGGAGAAGACACAUUUCUCCAAGGGACUCUGAUGCAUCCCUGCUAUCCCAAAAUGGUGAGGAUCAGCUCUCAGGUAAAGGAUUUGGAUAGUUCUAAGUAUCUUCUGCUUAACAGAUGAAACUUGAGCUAUAGAAGUUGUACAGGAAAAAGAGAUGAAAAAAAAAAUCACCUAAACUGACUGAUUUGCCUCUACUACAUAUAAUUUAAAUUUACUGAAGCUCUAAGAGAUGUACAUAGCUGAAAGUCACAAAAAGCUAACCACUGCUAAAAAUACCUAAUUCUCAGAAGGCAGUCAAUGGGAAAAAGUGACAGAAGAAACAUUCAUUUCAACACAGUUACUGCAGUUUGAAGUUCAUUUUAUUGUGUUUUAUGGGUGAGAUUUGUUUACAGAUUUAGGGUUAAUGCCACUGAACUCCAUCUUGACAGAGCAACAAAAUAACUCCAAAACAGGCUAAAGCAAUAAAUAUCAAACAAUUCAAUCUAAAAUGUAUAAAUAUAAAAGUAAUUUCUGAAAAUGUAGGAAAAAACAGGAAUCCAUUUUUUUCUUUUGGCCUUUUGUAGAGUACAUUGGUGUGGUUCAUCUGUAUCACCUCAGAUCCAGCACGACUAUCUUUAUGUCUUUCCCAACCACAUGGGUACAUGG